Messenger RNA from Cryptotermes secundus, 480 nucleotides. Its product is annotated as histone-lysine N-methyltransferase SETMAR-like. The record is from RefSeq and is a predicted model, not a curated record. The transcript has a single exon. The coding region runs from base 1 to 480 and encodes 159 amino acids. NCBI's taxonomy places the organism in Eukaryota, Metazoa, Arthropoda, Insecta, Blattodea, Kalotermitidae. Gene Ontology annotation, molecular function: nucleic acid binding.
AUGAGAGGGACUAUUCGUCCAGAAGCAAAUGGCGACUUGUUCUGGGAUAAGGAGGUGAUCCUUCUGUUGAAUUGGAUGCCCCCCAAAACGACCAUCGACAGUGAUUGGUACUGCAAUUCACUGUGCCAACUCCGCCGUCAUAUUCAGCAACGCUGCCACGGAAAAUGGGGGCGCGGCAUUCUUCUCCAACAUGACAAUGCGUGGCCACAUGGCAGUAGGCAGACCAUUGCCACCCUGGGUGCUCUAGGAUACACCGUGCUGCCUCAUCCGCCAUACUUGCCCAAUCUUGCCCCUAGUGACUACGCUCUAUUCGAUGAAAGGAAAGACAUCAUGCGAGGUAAGUCGUUCACCUCCAACGAGCUUCAGGCAGAUGUCCAGAAGUGGCGCCGGGAUACCUCCAAAGAAGGGUUUGCUGUGCAAAUACGGAAACUGCUAGAACGAUGGCAAAGGUGCAUAGACAUUGGCUGGGAAUACUUCUAA